GUUUCACGAUAAGUAGUAGUGGGGAGAAGAGGAUUUAGUAACAACCAGUGGAACAAUAAAGACAGUAUCUACAGGAAUGUCAGUAAUAAGAAGACAUAAAUGAAAGUAGUUGAUCGUCUAUCAAAUAUCCUUGUCAUGAGUAGUUCUAUAGUUUUGUCAACUAAAUUAUAAUAUAAUGGAAGCUAGAUUUACGUGAUUUACUACUUCAACGGCAGAUUUAAUUCUUCUUGGAGUAAUAAUUAGCUACGGGACAUCAAUUAUCACAGCAUUAUUAUAACUUUCGAACUUGGGAAGACGGCGAUAAGAUAGCAAAGGAAAUUAGUAAAAGAAGAUGACGAUAAAAAAAAUCUGUGGAAUAGGCGCCGGAUACGUUGGUGGGCCAACGUGCAGCGUGAUUGCGUUGAAAUGUCCUGAAAUACGAGUAACCGUUGUCGACAAGAGCAAAGAACGAAUAACACAAUGGAAUUCUGAUAAAUUGCCAAUUUAUGAACCAGGAUUGGACGAUGUUGUACGUAAAUGUCGCGGUAAAAAUUUAUUUUUUUCCACUGAUAUCGAAACCGCUAUUAUGGAAGCCGAUUUAAUCUUUAUUUCGGUGAAUACACCAACCAAAAUGUUUGGCAAUGGAAAAGGAAGAGCAGCAGAUUUGAAAUACGUCGAGAGUGCCGCUAGAAUGAUUGCGGAGAUUGCGACUAGUGAUAAAAUAGUUGUUGAAAAAAGUACGGUUCCUGUACGAGCAGCCGAAAGUAUUAUGAAUAUUCUUCGCGCUAAUCACAAGCCAGGCGUUUCAUAUCAGAUUUUAUCGAAUCCAGAAUUCUUAGCAGAAGGAACUGCUAUCGAAGAUUUGGUAAAUGCCGAUCGUGUAUUAAUUGGCGGUGAAGAUUCACCCGAAGGACAAGCAGCUAUAGAGGAAUUGUGUCAAGUCUAUGAGCAUUGGAUACCAAGAGAAAAUAUUUUAACUACUAAUACUUGGAGCUCGGAAUUAUCAAAGCUGGCAGCCAAUGCUUUUUUGGCACAACGUAUAUCGAGUAUAAAUUCUCUGUCAGCUGUAUGUGAAGCUACGGGUGCCGACGUGUCAGAGGUAGCACGAGCUGUUGGUCUUGAUUCUAGGAUAGGCUCCAAAUUUCUUCAUGCAUCGGUCGGCUUUGGUGGAUCGUGUUUUCAAAAGGAUAUUCUAAAUUUAGUAUAUAUUUGUGAAUGUCUCAAUUUGCCAGAAGUUGCAGCUUAUUGGCAACAAGUAAUAGAUAUGAACGAGUACCAAAAGUCACGAUUUUCUGCUAAAGUAAUCGAGUCGUUAUUUAACACUGUCACGGAUAAACGGAUCACCAUGUUAGGUUUUGCAUUCAAAAAAAAUACCGGUGAUACUCGUGAGUCACCUGCUAUUCACGUUGCUAAGACUCUACUCGAUGAAGGUGCUGUUUUACAUAUCUACGAUCCCAAGGUAGAAGAAAUGCAGAUUAUAGAGGAUUUAACGCAUCCAAGUGUAACGGCUAAUCCGAAGCGAGUUAAAGAUCGUAUUAGUAUUUACAAGGACGCUUAUACAGCUACCAAGGAUACUCACGCUAUCGUUUUGUGCACGGAAUGGGACGAAUUUAUGGAACUUGAUUACAAAAGAAUUUAUGCAAGCAUGAUGAAGCCAGCAUAUAUUUUUGAUGGAAGAAAAAUCUUGGAUCACGACACGUUGCAGGGAAUAGGAUUUAUUGUGCAAACAAUCGGCAAAAGACUCACGAGAACUGCGAUUUCAAGAGUGUGGGGAAGUCAAACACAAAUGUAAAGUAAAUAGAAAAUGCUCGUACGUAUGAAUUGAGGACAAAGCGAAAAGAAGUCUAAAAAAAAAGAAUUGAAAAGCGAUUGAAUGAUUACGACGUAUCGGCCGUGGCAUGUGCUAAAGCGGAAAAAGUGAUCAAACUUUUUAUCUGGCUGAAUCGUAUCAGUUCAUUUGGAAAUUGGCAUAUCAUGUUAAAUAAUUUUACCGGAGUCAAAAAUAUUUGCCAGAAAAAUGCGUAACUAGUAGUACGAAUAUAAUGCUGCAAAAAUAUUUAUAAGAAUAUUUAAACAAUUUCACGGCACUGAACUUUAUAUAUAUAUAUAUAUAUAUAUGUCAUCGAACCGCGAGGAUAAAAUAUUUUACAAAACGUUCCACUGCUGUAUUUAAACGUUAUCUUAUCGUUACUAAGAAUAUCAUUUUUAAAUGACAGUGUACAUUUAAAACAAACCUUUAGUAUUAUGUCUGAUC
Molecule: messenger RNA, 2233 nt
Organism: Polistes dominula (European paper wasp)
Lineage: Eukaryota; Metazoa; Arthropoda; Insecta; Hymenoptera; Vespidae
Gene: sgl
Product: UDP-glucose 6-dehydrogenase sgl
Biological process (GO): glycosaminoglycan biosynthetic process
Cellular component (GO): nucleus
Molecular function (GO): UDP-glucose 6-dehydrogenase activity; NAD binding
Source: RefSeq, a predicted model, not a curated record